Messenger RNA from Schistosoma turkestanicum, 1902 nucleotides. NCBI's taxonomy places the organism in Eukaryota, Metazoa, Platyhelminthes, Trematoda, Strigeidida, Schistosomatidae. The record is from the annotation of a GenBank genome assembly.
AUGAAAAAACGUUUUGGUGGAAACCGUAUCCAAACGUAUCUGGCCGUUAUUUCCUUAUUGCUGUAUAUUUUUACUAAAAUUUCUGUGAAUUUAUACUCUGGCUCUCUGUUCUUAGCAGAAGCCUUGGAGUGGGAAACAUGGUUGUCAAUUAUUAUACUUCUCAGUAUUACAGCUCUUAUAACAGUAACAGGUGGACUUGCUGCUGUCUUAUACACUGAUACCCUUCAGUUUUUUGUUAUGAUCUUUGGUGCCACUGUGCUAACCAUAUUAAGUUUUAUCAAAGUUGGUGGCUUUCAAGGACUUCUUGAUGCAUAUGGUGGAGCGAUUGCCGAAGUCGACAUCUCAUCGAAUGAUGGAAAAAACUUAUUGAAUUCAAUGAUAUCAACAGUUAAGACAAAAAAUAUAACAUCAUUAUUCGAGUUAUCUAGUGAACCAGGCGUUGAUUCUCGUUUAAAAUGCAAUCUUCCGUCACGAAAAGCGUUUAGGUUACUUAGAGAAAUUAAUGAUCCAGAUAUGCCAUGGCUCGGCUUCUUGCUUGGACAAACUCCUUCUUCCAUUUGGUAUUGGUGUGCUGACCAGAUGAUGGUUCAACGUACAUUAGCAGCAAAGAGUUUAUCACAUGCACAAGGUGCAACAUUAAUGACUGGGAUCAUAAAACAACUUCCAAUAUUUAUUAUGGUAAUUCCAGGAAUGAUAAGUCGUGUAUUAUAUCCAAAUGAAAUUGGUUGCUUUCCUGGUUCUGAUUGCCUUAAAGUUUGCGGACAUCGUAGUGGUUGUUCUAAUAUGGCAUAUCCAAAACUUGUGAUCGAUUUAAUGCCGUCUGGUCUCAGAGGUCUAAUGUUGACUGUAAUGCUUGCAGCUUUAAUAUCCGAUCUAACUUCAGUUUUCAACUCUGCCAGUACACUAUUUACAGUAGAUAUUUAUCAGAAAUGGCGAAAAAAUGCUCAAAAUGUUGAAUUGAUGAUUAUUGGUCGUGCAUUUAUUGCUGUACUAGUUGGCGUAAGUAUCACAUGGGUUCCGAUAAUACAACAAUCUCAAGGAAGUGAACUGUAUAUCUAUAUUCAAGCAAUUGCUGCCUAUCUAACACCUCCUAUAGCAUCAGUAUAUUUAUGCGCUAUAUUAUGGAAACGGUGUAAUGAAAAGGGAGCGUUUUUCGGUUUAAUUUAUGGCUUAAUGAUUGGUUUCAUUCGAAUGAUUUUGACAUUUGUUUACACUGAUCCAAUAUGUGGUGAAGUGGAUACACGACCAUGGAUUAUAACAAAAAUUCAUUAUAUGUAUUUUGCUGUAUUCUCAUUUACAACUACAAUGAUUUUAGUUGUGAUCAUUUCAUUGUGUUGUGGUGCAUUACCAACUCCGGAUCAAUUGUAUCGAUUAACCUAUUGGACUGCAUGGGAUUCAAAUGAAGAAAAUUGUAAUAAUCAAAUGCGCGAUUUAUCCAUUUCGUCUAAUUCUCAAUUACAAAUGAAUAAGAAAAUCUCACCUAUUCCAGAUUCUGAGUUGAAAUCGGUUCAUUUAUCAGAAUUAGAGGCCAAUGUCAAUGAACCGAAUUCAAGAAAUCUAUUCAAAUCUAUUUGUUUAUGGUUAUGUGGUGUUGGAAAUUCACCUUGUCAAAAGUCUUCUGAAGUGACUGACAAAGUUGUCUUACGUGAACAACAAGAAAUCACUCAGUCUAGACUAAGAAAAAUAGCCAGUCUUCGUCAAAAUCCUCUAGCGAAAUUAGGAUUACGAAUCGGACUAGUUGCUAUUAUAUGCUUGACUAUUUUUGCUUACAUAUUUUACUCUUUAUAUUUCGAUGAACUAACCAUCGGUCCAUUACCAAUUCGAGGCAACUUGUCUUCUUUCAAUGAGCACAUGAAGUUUAUUAAUUAUUUGCAAAAACAUAACAUGAUAAUAUUUCGGUAA